Dryobates pubescens (Downy woodpecker) is the source of this 1084-nucleotide messenger RNA. RefSeq names its product stathmin 4 (gene STMN4). NCBI's taxonomy places the organism in Eukaryota, Metazoa, Chordata, Aves, Piciformes, Picidae. Gene Ontology annotation, biological process: neuron projection development; microtubule depolymerization; regulation of microtubule polymerization or depolymerization. The record is from RefSeq and is a predicted model, not a curated record. Gene Ontology annotation, molecular function: tubulin binding. The coding region runs from base 77 to 814 and encodes 245 amino acids. The transcript has 6 exons. Gene Ontology annotation, cellular component: neuron projection; cytoplasm.
AGAUGAUGUCAUGGGGGGGGGGGUCUGGGGGCCCCCCGGGUGGGAUGCUCCGCACAGACCCCCGCGGUCGCGUUAAAUGAGCCCGGCGAGCGCGGAGCAGCAGCUCAAGCACCGGCGGUGGGGAGCAUUCUUGCUGAAGACACCCAAAGAUCUCCACACCAUGACUCUGGCUGCAUACAAGGAGAAGAUGAAGGAGCUGCCUCUCGUCUCCCUCUUUUGCUCCUGUUUCCUCUCGGACCCCCUGAACAAGCCAGCGUACACAUAUGAAGCAGACACGGUAGACCUCACCUGGUGUGUCAUCUCUGACAUGGAAGUCAUCGAGCUGAACAAGCGUGCCUCAGGGCAGUCCUUCGAGGUCAUCCUCAAGCCCCCAUCCUUCGAUGGCAUUCCUGAGUUCAACGCCUCCCUGCCCCGGCGGCGGGACCCCUCCCUGGAGGAGAUACAGAAGAAGCUGGAGGCAGCAGAGGAGAGGAGGAAGUACCAAGAGGCCGAGCUGCUGAAGCACCUGGCAGAGAAGCGGGAGCAUGAGCGGGAGGUCAUCCAGAAGGCUAUCGAGGAGAACAACAACUUCAUUAAAAUGGCCAAAGAGAAGCUGGCACAGAAGAUGGAGUCCAACAAGGAAAACCGCGAGGCCCACUUAGCAGCCAUGCUGGAGCGCUUGCAGGAGAAGGUCUGUUCCCAACCUCAGCAUGGAAGGUCCCACCCUCACCACCUCCAGCUCCCUCCAAAACAUCCCUUCUGCAAGGAGCUCGCCCAGUGCCCUUCUCCAAACGCCUCAGCUAGCCUUGGGUCAGAGGCAGAGAGCACGAGAUAAUGAAGGACAAUCCGAGCUAAGCCCAGCUCCUUGGGGCUCCCGCUCCAGCCCGUCUGCUUGACGUCUACCUCCUAGCUAGAGGGCAAGGACAAUCUGUCCCUGAGCGCCUCCACAGUCCUUAAAAACACCCCAAGGGAGGAGAGGACGCUGUUGACCCAUCGGUGGUGUCCCUCGAGGGGACGAACCUGGCGAACGCCCUCGUGCCUUCGAACCCCUCCGAAGCCGCCCGCCAGCCCGUGGGGACCCCGGAGCCUGCCGAGCUAACACGUG